UGAUGAUUGAUGAUUGAUGAUGUUAUUGAUGGCGAUUAGAAGAGACCUACCUACCACGUACCUACCUACCUAGAGACAGCAUACCACGUAGUUAGCAUGCCCGUUUGUUUACAGUGUACACGCCCUCCCUAAUGCCUAAUGCCUAAUGCCUAAUGCCUAAUGCCUAAUGCCUAAUGCCUAAUGCCAAUGCAGGGAGCGCGCAAUCUUACCCUGCCACGCGGCGUAGCCGCUGCUCUCACAUCCAUCCAUACCACGUACAUACGUCAGUAACUAGCCAGCCAACUCCCUUAGCGGAAACAGAAGAAGUGGAGACAGACGACGGAUAUACAAAGCGAGUUAGCCCCAGCAGCGAGCAGGUGACCCGCAAAGCAUGCAUGCACGCAAGGGUGCACGCACAGAAGAAGAAGAAGAAGAAGAAGAAGAAGAAGAAGAAGAAGAAGAAGCGGAAGUGGAGGCGGGAUAGCGACACGCGAUGCGACGAGACGAGACGAGACGAGACGAGACCGCCCAACAGCAGCAGCAACAGCAGAAAAGACGUGGCAGUAUGCGCUGCUUAAGCCGCGCCGCGGUGCGCGCAGCCGCUCUGCCAUUCUGCCCGUGGCCCUGCCCUACCUUGCCCUUGCCCUUCUUGCCCUGCCCUGGCC
This is a messenger RNA of Aplosporella prunicola CBS 121167, 644 nucleotides long. RefSeq lists its product as uncharacterized. Bases 174 to 557 code for a protein of 127 amino acids. The transcript has a single exon. The record is from RefSeq and is a predicted model, not a curated record. Lineage: Eukaryota; Fungi; Ascomycota; Dothideomycetes; Botryosphaeriales; Aplosporellaceae.